Glossina fuscipes is the source of this 953-nucleotide messenger RNA. RefSeq names its product mitotic spindle assembly checkpoint protein MAD2A (gene mad2). Gene Ontology annotation, cellular component: nucleoplasm; cytoplasm; kinetochore. The record is from RefSeq and is a predicted model, not a curated record. Gene Ontology annotation, biological process: mitotic spindle assembly checkpoint signaling. Bases 81 to 704 code for a protein of 207 amino acids. Lineage: Eukaryota; Metazoa; Arthropoda; Insecta; Diptera; Glossinidae. The transcript has 2 exons.
UGUGAAACGCGGAAUCUUUUUGGCGAGUUUUUAAUAAAUUUCAUUUUUAGUUUGAAAAUUCUUUAUACCAAGACAAUAAUAUGAGCACCACUCAAGCUACGAAAAAUUGCAUCACCUUAAAGGGUUCAGCUCAGUUAAUAGUAGAAUAUUUAAAAUUUAGUGUAAACUCGAUACUAUUCCAAAGAGGAAUUUAUCCGGCUGAAAGCUUUGAAAGUACACAACAAUAUGGUUUAACAUUGCUUUUAUCUCGAGAUCCUAAAAUUGAAGAAUUCCUUCGAAAUGUUUUACAUCAAACGCAAGAAUGGCUUGCGAAGAAUAUGAUUAGUAAAAUCUCUAUGGUCAUAACGAAUGCUCAUACCAAAGAAGUAUUGGAAUGUUGGGAUUUUAAAAUGCAUCCCGAAUUGGGUGACGGUGAGACCGGCGAUAUCAGCAAAUUGACAUCGAGCAAGGAAUUGAAGCGUAUACAAAGCGAAAUACGCGACGUUAUGCGACAAAUAUCAGCAACAAUUACGUAUUUACCUUUAUUGGAUUGCAUUUGCACCUUUGAUAUUAUGAUUUAUACAUUACGAAAUUGUGAUAUACCGGAGAGUUGGGAUGAAACCGGUGCUAUUGUUAUUCAAAAUGCUCAGGCUGUACAAUUACGAUCAUUUUCAACGGGUUUGCAUAAAGUGGAGACAAUCGUUAAUUACAAGAUGACCUCUUAAAACAUAUAAUAUAUAUAUAUAUAUAUGAAUACAUAUUUUUAUUUAUUUUUUUUUUUUUAUAUCAAUUGUUUAAUACAUGUUUUUCGAAUUAUUGAGAAUUAAGUUCUAAAGUAGAAUCUUUUUACCGCGUAUUUUUUCGAAUAAAAUUAAUUUCUUUUCAAUUCGCAUAACUAGAGCCCUAUUUAUCAUGUGCACGUUAUUCGAGUCAUAAAUGUUUUAAAUAAAUUAAAUCGAAUUCUAUUAUUAUAA